UUUCGUAAGGGUUCAGAUACUACUGGAUUGUUUGAUGGACAAAGACAAAUAGUUGUGUUUCAGGAACUCUGUGUUGCAGGACUCGCCAUCACAAAAGUAGCCCUUCUGUAUGCAACCAUUUUUGGUAAUGUGACAACCAUAUUUCAGCAAAUGUACGCUAAUACAAACAGAUAUCACGAAAUGCUGAACAGUGUCCGGGACUUUCUAAAGCUCUACCAGGUCCCUAAAGGACUGAGUGAACGUGUGAUGGAUUACAUUGUUUCCACCUGGUCCAUGUCCAGAGGCAUAGAUACUGAAAAGGUUUUGCAGAUAUGCCCUAAGGACAUGAGAGCAGAUAUCUGCGUGCAUCUGAACCGCAAAGUUUUCAAGGAGCACCCAGCCUUCAGGCUGGCGAGCGAUGGGUGCCUUCGAGCGCUUGCCAUGGAAUUUCAGACAGUGCACUGUGCCCCAGGAGACCUGAUCUACCAUGCCGGCGAGAGCGUUGACAGCCUUUGCUUUGUGGUUUCAGGGUCUUUGGAAGUAAUCCAGGAUGAUGAAGUUGUUGCUAUAUUGGGCAAAGGAGAUGUUUUUGGUGAUGUCUUCUGGAAGGAGUCUACCCUUGCCCAGUCCUGUGCUAAUGUAAGGGCUUUGACUUACUGUGAUCUUCAUGUGAUAAAGAGAGAUGCCUUGCAGAAAGUGCUGGAGUUCUACACAGCCUUUUCACACUCCUUCUCCAGAAAUCUCAUUUUGACCUACAACUUGAGAAAAAGG
Molecule: messenger RNA, 750 nt
Organism: Phaethon lepturus (White-tailed tropicbird)
Lineage: Eukaryota; Metazoa; Chordata; Aves; Phaethontiformes; Phaethontidae
Product: potassium voltage-gated channel subfamily H member 1-like
Exons: 4
Biological process (GO): regulation of membrane potential; potassium ion transmembrane transport
Cellular component (GO): membrane
Molecular function (GO): delayed rectifier potassium channel activity
Source: RefSeq, a predicted model, not a curated record